Messenger RNA from Hydatigera taeniaeformis, 582 nucleotides. Lineage: Eukaryota; Metazoa; Platyhelminthes; Cestoda; Cyclophyllidea; Taeniidae. The record is from the annotation of a GenBank genome assembly.
AUGGUUGUCGAAGACGGGCCUCUCUUUUCGAGCUUUCUAGUAGAGCUCUUCACAAGCCUUCUCAUUCAUGGUGUGUCUGCUUCUUUAGUUCCUAUAAGGCCUAUCAUCCAGAGGUAUGGAAUGGGAGAGGUGUCUAUUAAGAUCAGGCCAGCUUCUCACCGUUCCGAGGCGUCUCGAAGGUCGACAGGAGACUUCAUACUCGAGGGUGAUAGAAUCAAAGGUGCGAAGGCGGCCUUGGACGAGGAUGCUCGAGUGUGCACCAACUACUCCGCAAACUAUGUGGAGAAGACUUUUAAUGCAUUUCGACACUUUAAUCAAGGCACAGCCAUCUUCACUCUGCCUCACACACCUAUUAAAUGUGCUGGAGCUCCUCAAAAAGUCAUGUACCUCUUUGAAGAUUACCUAGCUGAGGUUUGUUCUUGUAAUACUUUUUUUUUCUUUAUUUGUGGCUUAAAGAUAUCGAACUCCUUCAGAAGGCCCUCAUUCAUGCAGUGGUCGGAAAUUCAUAUAGAUUCACCUUCAUCAUCCUUAAAUAUCCAUUGUAAUGAGCAUCGAAUGCAUCGGGGUUGGCUUAAUCGGUGA